GUUCCAUUCGAUUGCCUAGUGAAAUGCGUUGGUGCCGUGCCCUCUCAGAAGGACCUGCAGCUCAUACGCAACAACUUGACAAAAAAUAAGAUUCUCACCGACGACGAGAGUGGCUUGCGAUGGACGGACUUUACCCCACCUGCUACAUCGAAAGGGUCCAAAGAAAAUGUGUUUGAGCCCCUCGGUCGCAUCAUCGCUGAAAUUUUGGAAGAAGUCCCACAUCGCGGAGUGUCCUUCCUAGCGAACCCAAACGGAACGCCCCUCUCGCAGUGCAACAAUACUUCCACGCCUGAUGGAUACCUUCCCAAGAUACAUUGGUUCGAUAUUGCUGUGCCAUUCGAGUUCAAGAAGGAAGAUACCAGGUCUCUCCGAGAUGACGAAGAGAAGAUAGUCUGGAGCCUUCACAGUAUCAUGCGCGAGGAUCUUCUUCGUCGUUUUGUGUUCGGUAUCACAAUGGAGGACACGCAAUUGAGACUGUGGCUCAGCAAUCGUGCGUUCCUUGCGGUUACUGAACCUAUCAACUUCUUCAAGAACAUCGAUGGCGUUAUCUCGCUCUUUUACGCUCUUGGAUCUGCGUCUGUGUGUUCUACCAUGAAAGAGCUCGGAUGGGACCCCACUGUCGAGCGGAUCCGUGAUGGGGAGGGUUUCCAAUACAAGUUCACUAUCGGGGACGAAGUGUUCACCACUACACAUGAACUUGCAAUCUAUGGCGCAGACUCUAUGGUUGGGAGUGGAACUCGCGUGUACGAAGCUACGGACGCCGAGGGAAAGAAAGUUGCCGUCAAAGAUUCAUGGAGAGAAGCUGGACGUCAAUCAGAGGGCGAGAUCCUAGAAAACAUCUUGGCUUCCUGUGCGGAGAAGCUGCAACCGGAGGAGUUGGCGGAUGCCAAGGGGCACUUCGUUGGAGUCCGGAUCUGGAAGGAUGUCAUAAUCGACGAAACCCGAGACGAGACGCUGGACCCGAUGGUUGCAGACGAGCAUAAUUGUACCUGGGUGUCCAUCGAUCUCAAUUCCAUCUUCUCCGCGACUGCCUGUAUUCCCACACAAUUGGACGUUAUUGCACGAAAAGACACUGGCAUCCCACGCAGAGUCCACACUCGCACUGUCUUCCAUGAUGUCGGAGUCGCUGUCAAGGAUGUUACCUGUUUGGCCGAUAUUCUGACUUGCUUGUCCGGCGCACUUCUUGCCUUGUAUUAUAUGCACAAAGCAGGCUGGGUUCAUCGCGAUUUCAGUGUCGGGAAUGUAAUCUGGGUCGGGGGUAUCGGGAAAUUGGGUGACUUCGAGUACGCGAAAAAGACAGAUUCAAAUACUACUCAUGAUGUUCAAACGGGAACAAUGCCUUUCAUGGCGCUGGAAGUAGAAAGCCAGCAGUACCUUUUCUACUCAAUUCCCGACUCCCUCCUAUUUGCAACAGACCUCCCGCCCAAACCUCCAUUUCGCAUGAAUUUCCUGCAUGACAUCGAAUCCGUGUGGUGGGUUUCUACCUGGAUCUUCUUUUAUCACACAGACACAAAAACGGCGAACACCAACCAUUCCUUUGAUACUCAGUGGCAACAAUUCCAGUUGGCCUUCCCUGGUACGGUCUACUGCGCAUUACGCCAUGACUUCUUCAACAACCUUAGAGAACUCCAUAGGAGUUGCCAAACUGUUCUUUCAAAGACGUGCUUGGAUGUUUGCCGUCGUAUUCCUCAUUUCGCAAAAGCUCUCAAAGAUGGCUAUCGAAAGGCGGAGGCAGUUUAUCCCUUGCUAGCGCUUGACGACACUCUUCUGGAAGAUAUGCACAGAAGUGCUGCAGAAUUUUUCAGUGAUGCGCAAGAACGUGCUGGGGUCAUAGAACUUUGUCCGCUCCCCGACUUGCUGAAGCAGAAGAGGCUCAGACCGGGAGAUGAGGCAUCACCUCCGCCAAAAAAUCCAGGGAAGAAACCUCGACAUGAUUGAUUUUUUGUUGUUUGUAUGAGAAAGAACCGAGAGAU
Suillus clintonianus is the source of this 1973-nucleotide messenger RNA. RefSeq lists its product as uncharacterized. The annotation marks the transcript as partial. NCBI's taxonomy places the organism in Eukaryota, Fungi, Basidiomycota, Agaricomycetes, Boletales, Suillaceae. The record is from RefSeq and is a predicted model, not a curated record. The transcript is spliced from 6 exons.